AUGGGCCUCCUCAGCUCCCUGCGGCCGCACCGCCGCGGGAGCGGCGGCGGCGGCGCGCAGUGGCAGUGGUCGUUCCUCGACGCCGUCUGGGCGGUGUUCCUCGUGGCCGUGGUCGUCUUCCUCGCGCUCGUCUUCACGCCGCGCCGCGGGGACACCCUCGCUGCCGCGGUGGUGCCGCCCUGUGCCGCCUCGGAGGUGGACCUCCUCCCCUGCGAGGACCCCCGCCGAAGCUCCCGCCUCAGCCGCGAGAUGAACUACUACCGCGAGCGCCACUGCCCCGCGCGGGGGGAGGCGCCCGCGUGCCUCGUCCCGCCGCCGCCCGGCUACCGCGUGCCCGUGCCCUGGCCCGAGAGCCUCCACAAGAUAUGGCAUGAUAACAUGCCUUAUGGCAAGAUUGCUGAAAGAAAAGGUCAUCAAGGGUGGAUGAAGCAGGAAGGCUCAUACUUCCUUUUUCCUGGUGGCGGAACUAUGUUUCCUGAUGGUGCCGAACAAUAUAUUGAAAAGCUUACCAAGUAUGUUCCACUAAGAAGUGGUCUCCUGAGGACAGGUCUUGAUAUGGGUUGUGGGGUUGCUAGCUUUGGUGGGUUUCUGCUCAAAGAGAAUAUCACGGCACUUUCCUUCGCCCCAAGAGAUUCACAUAAGUCGCAAAUACAAUUUGCGCUCGAGAGAGGAAUUCCUGCAUUUCUUUUGAUGUUGGGCACACGCCGUCUUCCAUUUCCAGCACAGUCCUUUGAUUUCGUCCAUUGCUCUCGAUGUUUGAUACCUUUUACUGCCUACAAUGGCAGUUAUUUGAUUGAAGUUGACCGUCUACUUAGACCGGGAGGUUAUCUGAUUAUAUCCGGACCCCCUGUGCAGUGGAAGAAGCAGGAGAAGGAAUGGGGUGAACUUCAAGCAAUGGCACGGUCUUUGUGUUACAAUUUGGUUACUGUAGAUGGCAACACGGCCAUUUGGAAGAAACCUAGUCAGGCGGCAUGUCUUCCUAACCAAAAUCAAUUUGGCCUUGAUUUGUGUAGUACUGAUGAUGAUCCAGAUGAAGCAUGGUACUUCAAGUUGAAGAAAUGCAUAAGUAAAGUUUCUCUGUCAGAAGAAAUAGCCGUUGGUUCCAUUGAUAAGUGGCCAAAUAGGCUGUCUAAACCUUCUGCUAGGGCCUCCUUUAUGGAUGAUGGUGUAAACUUGUUUGAAGCAGAUACACAGAAGUGGUUCAAAAGAGUAUCAUAUUACAAGAGAUCACUUGGUGUGAAGCUAGGUACUGCACUCAUACGUAAUGUCAUGGACAUGAAUGCAUUCUUUGGAGGAUUGGCGGCUGCUGUAGCGUCUGAUCCUGUGUGGGUUAUGAAUGUUGUUCCUGCUAAAAAACCAUUGACACUUGGCGUAAUAUAUGACAGGGGCCUGAUUGGAGUUUAUCAUGAUUGGUGUGAGCCUUUCUCAACAUAUCCUCGUACCUAUGACCUGAUUCAUGCUGAUGGAAUCAAUUCUUUGAUAAGCGACCCAAAGUCUGGAAGGAGCAGAUGUGACCUGUUUGAUGUCAUGUUGGAGAUGGACCGCAUAUUGCGCCCAGAAGGAACUGCUGUCAUACGGGACUCCCCAGAUGUGAUCAACAAGGCUGUACAGGUAGCUCGGUCGAUUCGGUGGACUACUCAGGUACACGACAGUGAGCCUGAAUCAAGCAGUGCUGAGAAAAUACUUGUAGCGACGAAAACAUUUUGGAAGCUACCAUUAACAUCGGGAUAG
This is a messenger RNA of Triticum turgidum subsp. durum (durum wheat), 1731 nucleotides long. Lineage: Eukaryota; Viridiplantae; Streptophyta; Magnoliopsida; Poales; Poaceae. The record is from the annotation of a GenBank genome assembly.